AUGGCGAAGUUGGAGCCAUUUACAGGGGCAGGACACGAAUGGGAGGAGUACGUGGAAGUGCUGGAGCAACACUUCAUCGCCAACAGCGUCCCGGUUGACAAGCAGCGAGUGAAGGCCAAGAUAAGAGUGCCAGAGGACGUGAAACCACGUUUUUUCAGGCCGAGACCAGUACCAUUUGCUCUGCAGGACAUGGUGGCGCAGGAAUUACAGCGGUUGCAGCGAGAAGGUAUCCUAAGGCCAGUGCAGACCGCGGAAUGGGCAGCACCGUUGGUUCCAGUUUUGAAAAAGGACGGAAAAAUCCAAUUGUGCGGGGACUUGAAGGUCACGGUAAACCGGGCAGCAGAUAUCGGGACGUACCCGGUGCCACGGGUCGCAGAAAUCUGGGCACACCUGGCGGAAGGCGCGAUGUUCUCCAAGUUGGAUCUUCGGGAUGCAUACCAGCAAGUGGAGUUGGAUGAGGAGUCAAAGAAAUUGGUCACUAUCAACACACAGCAGGCACUUUUUCAGUACAACCGACUGCCAUUCGGAGUGGCCUCGGCACCGGCAAUUUUCCAGCGCGAAAUGGAGUGUCUGCUUCGCGGUUGCCGCCGGACUGUCGUGUGUUUCGACGACAUACUUGUCUCUGGGGUCUCCGAAGAGGACCACGGUAACAACUUGGAAGAAGUGCUGCGGUGA
This is a messenger RNA of Dermacentor silvarum, 675 nucleotides long. RefSeq lists its product as uncharacterized. The transcript is spliced from 2 exons. The coding region runs from base 1 to 675 and encodes 224 amino acids. Lineage: Eukaryota; Metazoa; Arthropoda; Arachnida; Ixodida; Ixodidae. The record is from RefSeq and is a predicted model, not a curated record.